CUUGGUCAUUUCCUUUUUAUAAAAAAUAAUAAUUCCUUUUUCCUUUUUUUUCAAAUUCACACUUUAUUCUAAUAAUCAACCUUCCUCUAGAAUCAUAACGGGGAGGUUUUUUUUAUUAUUACAAUAAUGGCGACGUUCCGGCUUCCAAAUGUGUUAAAUGACGUGAUUCGUGCGCACCAAGAUCAGUUUGUCCGCACAGUCAAGCCGAAAAACGGCGUCGGUGCAUUUGUUUUCCCCUGCCGCAAACUAGUGUUCAACUACUGCGAGCGCAGCGGAAGCAGCAAGACAAUGAUGGAGUAUCUUCAGAAACAAGCAGUGAAAUUUUCGCAGGAGAACCCGCAGAUCGAGGUGAUUGUCCAGCCUAGGCCCUCUAGACACCCGAUCAUCAGGGCGUUUUACACUAAUGGGCAGCAGAAGACCAAGUGUGUUCGAAAGUGUUCGGUGGAGGAGAUCCCGGAGGUCGUCAAGUCUUUGAGAGAUCAUUCGGGUAAUAAGCUGCGCAAGUGGAAUCGGUAUGUUAUUUCGGAUACGCCGAGUGUUCGUGGUAUUUACUCGCCGUUCCAUGUUUCCGAGGUGCACAAGAUUAGUGAUUUGAAGAAAUAAUAAAAAGAAACCAAUUUUUUUUAUCUUGUUAAAAGGUGUUA
This is a messenger RNA of Kickxella alabastrina, 644 nucleotides long. RefSeq names its product thioredoxin-like protein. Gene Ontology annotation, biological process: mitochondrial translation. The record is from RefSeq and is a predicted model, not a curated record. The transcript has a single exon. Gene Ontology annotation, molecular function: structural constituent of ribosome. Gene Ontology annotation, cellular component: mitochondrial large ribosomal subunit. Bases 127 to 603 code for a protein of 158 amino acids. NCBI's taxonomy places the organism in Eukaryota, Fungi, Kickxellomycota, Kickxellomycetes, Kickxellales, Kickxellaceae.